Haemonchus placei is the source of this 1779-nucleotide messenger RNA. The record is from the annotation of a GenBank genome assembly. NCBI's taxonomy places the organism in Eukaryota, Metazoa, Nematoda, Chromadorea, Rhabditida, Trichostrongylidae.
AUGUUGGUCUUAAUCCUUUUUGUGGUAAUACUAUUCUUACUUCUCUGGAAAUGGCUCGACAUCCGGUCAAUAAAUGAGAUCAAUAACGUUACUCGUCUUCUGUCAGCCGGUAAUAACCAACACGUCUUAUCGAAUCUUUUUCAGGUUGACGAGAGUUCCAAAAGACAUGGUGGCGAGCUUGUCGCUUCCGUUCUCAAGUCCCACGAUGUUAAAGAGAUCUUCGUUUUGUGUGGUGGUCAUAUAUCGCCGAUUCUUGUAGCUGCUGAGAAACUUGGUAUCAAAAUCAUUGAUACGCGUCAUGAGGUCACAGCCGUUUUCGCAGCUGAUGCCGUUGCACGUCUACGUCAAUCCAUAGGCGUUGCUGCCGUGACUGCCGGUCCCGGUCUAACUAAUACUAUCACUGCUGUGAAGAAUGCGCAGAUGGCGGAAAGCCCUUUGCUACUUAUUGGUGGUGCUGCUCCAACAUUACUCAAAGGUCGUGGUGCGUUACAGGACAUUGAUCAACUCGUUCUAUUCCGUCCACUCUGCAAGUUUGCUGCCCGUGUUGUACGUCUUCGUGACAUUGUGCCAACACUUCGAGAAGCUAUAAAGGCAGCCACUUCUGGAUGCCCUGGACCUGUUUUUGUUGAGUUUCCGGUAGACGUACUCUAUCCUUACCAACUUGUCGUCAAGGAAAUCGGCUUCAAUCCUAAAGCAAAUGAAUUUGUACAGAAAGCUCUGAAUUUCUACCUGAGAUGUCACGUGUCUCGGCAGUUCAGUGCUGCUUGGCAGCCACAGGACAUCACUCCUUUACCAACACAAAUUCCUACGGCUACAUCCGAAGAGGUGGAAAAGAUCGUGCAGCUUAUAAGCUCGGCGAAGAAACCACUAUUGUUGAUAGGAAGUCAGGCUAUGCUUCCACCGGUAUCUCCUAAGGAGUUAGUGAAAGCUGUUGAGAUGCUGGGCAUUCCUGUAUAUCUUGGAGGGAUGGCGCGUGGUCUUUUGGGUAAGGAAAAUCGUCUUCAAAUGCGUCAAAACCGAAAGGAUGCUUUAAAGGACGCUGAUCUUACUAUUCUGGCAGGAACUGUGUGCGACUUUCGUCUAUCAUAUGGACGUGUGCUGUCGAAAAAAUCCAAGAUUGUAUGCAUCAAUAGGAAUCGAAGCCAGCUGACCAAGAAUGAGGGGACAUUCUGGAACGCUGACGUCUCAGUACAAGCUGAUGUCGGUUCUACCCUUGUUCAGAUUGCCAAUCGCAUCGAAAAGGCUGCUCAUAAGGUAUCACCUGAAUGGAUAGAAGAGCUGAGAACUAGAGAAGAUGACAAGGAGGCCAAAAAUGCUGCGAAAUCGACAGAAGAGUUGACACACGGAUUCGUCAAUCCACUGAAUUUCCUCGUUCGACUAGAUAAGAAACUACCUGAUGAUGCCAUCUUGGUGGCAGAUGGAGGUGACUUCGUUGGAUCAGCGGCAUACAUUGUUCGACCACGUGGACCGUUGCAGUGGCUUGAUCCUGGAGCGUUUGGUACACUUGGUGUGGGUGGUGGAUUCGCGCUGGGAGCUAAGGUAGUGCAUCCUGAUCGUCCAGUGUACAUCUUGUGGGGAGAUGGAUCAUCUGGAUAUUCUAUUAUGGAGUAUGAUACGUUUGCUCGCCAUAAGCUUCCCGUAAUUGGUGUUAUUGGUAACGAUGCGUGCUGGACUCAGAUUGCUCGCGAGCAAAUUCCUAUGUUCGACAGCAGUGUGGCUGUUGAUCUAGCGGUGAGGCUUGUCACUUGUCAACUCUUGUGGUGGGCAGUUGUAAGCUGA